AUGGUGAGACACAAGAGGACUCUCACUGGUGAGAAACUCUUUGAAUGUCCGGAUUGUGAGAAAAGUUUCAGUUUCAAUUCCAACCUGUUUAUUCACCAGAGGACUCACACAGGAGAGAAACCAUAUGAGUGUCUGUAUUGUGGGAAAAGUUUCACUCAGAAUGCCAGUCUGGUGAUACAUCAGAGGACUCACACGGGAGAGAAGCCAUAUGAGUGUCUGGAUUGUGGGAAAAGUUUCAGUCGGAAUUCCCACUUGGUGACACAUCAGAGGACUCACACAGGAGAGAAACCAUAUGAGUGUCCGGAUUGUGGGAAAAGUUUCAGUCAGAAUGACAACCUGAUGAAACAUCAGAUGACUCACACAGGAGAGAAACCAUAUAAGUGUUUGAAUUGUGGGAAAUGUUUCUCUCAGAAUUGUAGUCUGGUGACACACCAGAGAACUCACACAGGAGAGAAACCAUAUAAGUGUUUGAAUUGUGGAAAAAGUUUCCAGCAGAAUGGCCACCUGGUAAAACACCACCGAAUUCACACAGGAGAGAAACCAUAUGAAUGUGCGGAUUGUGGGAAAAGUUUCGGUCAGAGUUCCCACCUGGUGACACAUCAGAGGACUCACACGGGAGAGAAACCGUAUGAGUGUCUGGGUUGUGGGAAAAGGUUCAGUCAGAAUGACAAUCUGAUGAAACAUCAGAGGACUCACACAGGAGAGAAACCAUAUAAGUGUUUGCAUUGUGGAAAAAGUUUCAGUCAGAAUUCCUACUUGGUGAAACACCACCAAAUUCACACAGGAGAGAAACCGUAUGAGUGUGCGGAUUGUGGGAAAAGUUUCAGUCAGAGUUCCCACCUGGUGAAAUAUCAGAGGACACACACAGGAGAAAAACCAUAUGAAUGUCCAGAUUGUGGGAAAAGUUUCCAGCAGAAUUCCCACCUAGUGGAACAUCAGAAGACUCACACAGGAGAGAAACCAUAUAAGUGUUGUGAUUGUGGGAAAGGUUUCUCUCAGAAUUCGAGCCUGGUGGUACACAAGAGGACUCACACGAGAGAGAAACCAUACAAAUGUCCUAAUUGUGAGAAAAGUUUCGAUCUCAAUUCCAAAUUGGUGAUUCACCAGAGGACACAUGUGGAAGAGAAACCGUAUGAGUGUUUGGAUUGUGGGAAAAGUUUCAGGCAAAGUUCCUACCUGGUGAAACAUCAGAGGACUCAUACGGGCGAGAAGCCAUAUGAGUGUCCAGAUUGUAGGAAAAGUUUCAGUCAGAAUUCCCAUCUGCUGAGACAUCGGAGGAUUCAC
Messenger RNA from Notechis scutatus (mainland tiger snake), 1284 nucleotides. The record is from RefSeq and is a predicted model, not a curated record. NCBI's taxonomy places the organism in Eukaryota, Metazoa, Chordata, Lepidosauria, Squamata, Elapidae.